CUUCAGGCACCAGCAUGGGUUUUUUCAAGAAGAUGUUCCUCUUGCAAUUGGUAGAGUUGGUGUUAACUUACAACUUCAGUAACUGUGACUUCGAGAAGAUUCAAAAGGACUAUGAAAACAUUAUUUUUCCUAACCUGUAUGACUAUAUGAAUAAGACCGAAAGCGAGGAGCUCAACCAUGUCGCCUGUUACAACUCAUCGGAUUGCCUCACCAAAAUCGAGCGCCACACCUUCAGCUCCACCGUCUGCCCGUCACUCUCCCGGGAGCGUUUUGCCUUGACGACUAAGGCUACCUUCGCUCGCCAUUGCCCAGGCUACUUCAAGAUUCAGAUAAAUCGUACCCAGAAAAAGCAGCAAAAAGUCAUCCGUAACUGCUGGGAGCAAACUUCACAAAUAAAAGGAUGGUGGGAUUUUUUCAACCGACAUUUAGGAAAAUGAAACUCUCUUCAUUAGCAUCAUAUUGUAUAGCACUAAAAUAAAUCAUAUAUAUUAAGUAGAUAAAAUGUUAAAUCUGUGAUACCCUGUAUUUAAAAAAGUUACAUUGAACAAUAAUAAUUUACAAAAAUAAGUUAAAACCUUUUGUAAUGAAAGAAUAACUCCUAAUAUAGUCUUUAAAUUGUCACAGGCAGGCAUUUCUUUUACAUGUAAUGAUCCUUCUCAUGUUCUCAUACCAUAAAAUUGUAAAAGAAGAAAAUAAAAGCAAAAGAGAGUGUACAAAAAUUUCAGUUUGAAAGAAAUUGCCAGCAAAUUUUGUGAAAGCAUUCUCAACCAAGUGUUAAACAUUACCUAAUAGUCAAGACUGAACAUGAAAGCCAAUCCUGAAGAAGUAUCUUUGUUGCAGCUUCAAUCUUUGUGUAUAUGUAUUUUUAAAUUUUUAUAUAAUGUAUUUUUAAUUUAUUUUGUGAACACUUUUGAAAGUGGAAGUCCUGGUUUGUCAUAGAUACUAUAUAUUUCUUAAUAAAUAAAUCUUGAACUU
Cavia porcellus (domestic guinea pig) is the source of this 975-nucleotide messenger RNA. RefSeq names its product thymic stromal lymphopoietin (gene Tslp). Gene Ontology annotation, biological process: positive regulation of inflammatory response; positive regulation of interleukin-10 production; positive regulation of interleukin-6 production. The transcript is spliced from 5 exons. The record is from RefSeq and is a predicted model, not a curated record. Gene Ontology annotation, molecular function: cytokine activity; interleukin-7 receptor binding. Gene Ontology annotation, cellular component: extracellular region. NCBI's taxonomy places the organism in Eukaryota, Metazoa, Chordata, Mammalia, Rodentia, Caviidae. The coding region runs from base 15 to 437 and encodes 140 amino acids.